Macadamia integrifolia is the source of this 1302-nucleotide messenger RNA. Its product is annotated as RNA exonuclease 4-like. Bases 45 to 1115 code for a protein of 356 amino acids. Gene Ontology annotation, molecular function: nucleic acid binding; 3'-5' exonuclease activity. Gene Ontology annotation, biological process: rRNA processing. NCBI's taxonomy places the organism in Eukaryota, Viridiplantae, Streptophyta, Magnoliopsida, Proteales, Proteaceae. The transcript is spliced from 7 exons. Gene Ontology annotation, cellular component: nucleus. The record is from RefSeq and is a predicted model, not a curated record.
UGUCUCUCAUCUCUCUUCUACGUGCAUCAACCAUAAUUGUUAUCAUGGACAGCAGAAAUGAGUCUUCUGAGACUCCAAGGAACAAGUGUGCAGCAUGCUAUAGGCAAUUUAACAAAAAGGAGCACCUAGUGGAACACAUGAAGACCUCAAAUCACUCAUUUCAUGAGCCCAUGUGUGGUAUCUGUGGAAAGCGUUGCAGGUUUUUUGACUCACUUAGGGAACAUCUUAUAGGUCCAUUGCCAAAGGUGGAAUGUGCAAAGAUCUUCAGUGUUAGAGGGUGCAGCUUAUGCUUAACUAUUUUUGACAGCCCCAAUGCUCUUAGGUUUCAUCGCGGAAGAUGCCAAUUCUCGCGUGCAGCCCCAGCAGGAUUGAUCUCUCGAAUGUCUAACUUAGGAAUACAAGAUGAUCUCAGAAUUGAUAAUGGAAGAACAAGAGGGCCACAGGUAGUUGCACUUGCUUGCAAAAUGGUGGGUGGUGGCAGUGAUGGCUCAUUAGAUCUUUGUGCCAGAAUUUGCCUUAUUGAUGAAGAUGAAAACAUCAUCUUCCAUUCUUAUAUCAAACCCCAGAUUCCGGUCACAAACUAUCGAUACGAAACUACCGGCAUUCGACCAGAAUACUUAAGGGAUGCAAUGCCAUUGAAGCAAGUACAGAGGAAAAUUCAGGACUUCUUGUGCAAUGGUGAACCAAUAUGGACAAUCAGAUCCAGAAGAGGAAGAGCAAGGAUUCUUGUAGGCCAUGGUUUAGAUCAUGACCUAGAUUGUUUAGGAGUGGAGUAUCCACCACUUAUGAUAAGGGACACAGCUAUAUACCCUCCCUUGCUGAAAACAAGCAAGCUCAGCAACUCACUCAAGUAUCUAACUGAAGCUUAUCUUGGGUAUGACAUCCAGACAGGGAUACAAGACCCUUAUGAAGAUUGUGUAGCUACAAUGAGGCUUUAUAUGAGAAUGAGGUCCCAAAUCCAUCCAGUAGAGGAAUAUCCAUUCGCUACCGAUCGCAACAAUUUCUCACUUUUGAGACAGAAUGAACUUGAAAGAAUGACACCAGAUGCAUUGCUGGCUAUCUCAAGGCCUGACUACUAUUGUUGGUGCUUGGAUUCUGGGAGAGUUCCAGAAUGACCAUGAAUUCAUCUGGCUUACCUACAGAAGAAUUUAAGCUUAUUCCCUAUAUGGCAAAUACAGAUAGCCAAUUCAAUAAAUCUGAUGCCUGUUAUAAAAUAGAACAAUAAAUGAUGAAAUCUAAUCCAUGUUGAUUAGAUACUAAAGAUUUACUGUUAUGUGUUCUGAAUAGCCCUAUUGUAGUACU